Macadamia integrifolia is the source of this 1830-nucleotide messenger RNA. RefSeq names its product alpha-terpineol synthase, chloroplastic-like. Bases 1 to 1581 code for a protein of 526 amino acids. Lineage: Eukaryota; Viridiplantae; Streptophyta; Magnoliopsida; Proteales; Proteaceae. The record is from RefSeq and is a predicted model, not a curated record. Gene Ontology annotation, biological process: diterpenoid biosynthetic process. The transcript is spliced from 7 exons. Gene Ontology annotation, molecular function: magnesium ion binding; terpene synthase activity.
AUGAGUUUAAGCAUCCGAUCCCAUGUAAACUCUCCUUCAUUUGAUCCAAUAACUGAAAGGAGAUCUGCAAACUACCAGCCCAGCAUCUGGGGCUUCGAUUUUCUGCAAUCUUUAAAGAGUGAUUACAUUCAAGAGGCCUACAAGGACAAGACCAAGAAAUUGGAAGAUAAAGUAAAGCAUAGACUUGAUGAUAGAGCCAUGGGGCAUCUUUAUCAGCUUGAGCUGAUUGAUGACAUCGGAAGGCUUGGGUUAAGCUACCUCUUUGAGGAGGAGAUCAAGAAAGCCCUGGACACUAUAGGAUGCAUGAAAGAUAUGGAUACUAGAACUGAGGAGAGUCUUCAUGCUACUGCUCUUCGAUUUAGGCUCCUUAGACAGCAUGGAUAUGAAAUCAGCCAAGAAGGUGAAAAUAUAUUGGACGAGGCCAGAGAAUUCACGAGGACAGUUUUGGAGGGGAUCAAGUGUGAUAUGGAACCAAGGCUUGCAAAAUUAGUGAUUCAUGCUUUGGAGCGUCCUCUCCACUGGAGGAUGCAUUGGUUAGAAGCUAGGUGGUACAUUGACAUCUAUGGGGAAAAGGAGAACUCAAUUCCUGCUUUAAUUGAACUAGCAAAGUUAAAUUACAACAUUGUCCAAGCUGUACACCAGAAAGAUCUAGCUGAAUUGUCAAGGUGGUGGGAACAUUUGGGCCUUGGAGAAAACUUGGGUUUCGUUAGAGAUGAUAUGGUCCAACGCUUUUUGUGGGCAUUGGGAAUGAAACCUGAACCUCAUUUAAGUAAUUUUAGGAUUGAACUUACAAAGGUUCUUGCUCUAAUAACAACGAUCGAUGAUGUUUAUGAUGUUUAUGGAUCUUUGGAAGAACUCGAGCUUUUUACUGAUGCGGUGGAGAGAUGGGAUAUUGAGGCCGUGGAACAACUUCUAGACUAUAUGAAGAUAUGCUUCUUGGCUCUUUUCAACACUAUUAAUGAAAUGGCCUAUGUUCAACUCAAGAAAACCGGAUUUAACAGCUUACAUUUCCUAAAGAAAGAGUGGGUUGAUUUAUGCAAAGCAUACUUGAUAGAGGCAAAGUGGUAUUACAACAAUCACAGAACAACUCUUGAGGAGUGCCUAAACAAUGCAAUUACUACAAUAUCAGUAAAAGUCAUACUUAUUCAUGCAUUUUUCUCUUUGCGACAAACUUUUCGAAAGGAGGCUUUAUAUUGCUUUUCACAAUAUCCAAGUCUCUUAACUUGGCCGUCGAUGAUUGUUCGACUUGCUAAUGAUCUUGGUACUUCAAAGGAUGAAUUGGAGAGGGGUGACGUCUUAAAAUCAAUCCAGUAUUACAUGCAUCAAACUGGUGCUUCAGAAGAUGUGGCUCGUGAACAUAUAAGGCACAUGAUUGAUGAAAUGUGGAAGAAGUUAAAUAAGGAAGUAAUCAUCAGUGAUGAAUCUUUAUUGCCCCAACAUUUUAUUAGAACCACCAUAAACCUUGUUCGAAUAUCUCUGUUUAUAUAUCAAUAUGGAGAUGGCCAUGCUACAAUAGACAACGAGAGCAAGAACCAAAUAACAUCCUUGUUUUUCGAACCUAUUCCGUUGGUGGUCACUUAAGGGCCAGUAGGUAGAAGCAGGUGUGCCUAGAGUUGAACUCUCCUACUUCAUUAGAUCAAUCUUUCCUGAAAUAAUAAAAAGUUUAUUGUUAAAGAUGACUGAAAUGUUUUAGAACCGAAUAAAAGGUGAAUGUUUUCCUUCCUCGAGGGAGGUAGUAGAAUCUCAUCAGAAACUUGUUUCCCGUCUUCUUGGAUCAGAAUCAUUAGAGUUAUGAUAUUGAAAUAAAAUCCCAUGUGUGAGAUCUUUGUA